AUGUCUACACCAUUUCUCUCUACUGAUUUCACGUUUGGGGUAGAAUUUGAGUUUGGCAUUCGCUUCAAAAAAGGAUUAUUUCCUGACUACACGAGGCUUGGCCCGGGUAAGAUCCAUAGUCUUAUCAAAGAAACUUUGAUCCUUGAAACUGGGCUUGAGCUUAUGACAGAAGCAGAGAUUGACCAUGAUUCUCCCCCUGUUUUCUACCAGAACAAAGAUUUCCAAAAAAUAUAUCAGCAAGACUUAUUCAAUACAUGGGCCAUUGGCACAGAUACCACUAUAUCAUUCAGGGCAGAGGAACAUGCAGACAGAUCGUCGAUGUUCGUCGAGCUUGAAUUGAUAACACCAGUCAUGAAAUUUGGUCCAAAAGCCCUAAAGGAAAUUGACAAAAUGCUGACUGCUCUCAAAAAACAUUUCGAAGUUAUUGUCAACUUAUCAUGUGGUCUUCACGUUCAUGUUGGCAAUGGAAUUGAAGGGUUGUCUUUCCAACCGUUACAACACCUCAUGGCAACCAUCUGGACUUUCGAACCUCAGAUUCUCUCCCUUCUUCGAAAGUCAAGGAACAAUGGUAAGUAUUGUGGAUCCCUUCAUGAACGCUCCCUUCUUGGUGUGUACAAAUUCGAGGGGAGCUUACUCGAUGUCCUUCUCAGUACAUCUGACGCCAACGAAGUCGUGGGCAUGUUCGACGGAUAUGACUCUUUUUGCUACAUGGCUUUCCAACUUGAAUAUCUUCUCCAACCUUUUCGGCAUCCUGUUAAGAGAACUAUAGAGUUCCGAGCACACGAAGGAAGUAUGGAUUCAGAGAUCGUCUUAAACUGGGCGAGUUUUGUUGUUGAGUUGGUGAGCUGGGCUCACAAGAUCAACCGUCAAGAUUUAAAGAUCUUUCUUUCAAAACACAUUGACUCCAAAGUUUCAUCGAUAGAGGAUCUUUUCAAAGAGAUUGGUUUCCCACAAUCAACUGUUGAAUUCUACCGAGAAAAGGUCAAAAGAUUACGAAAGGUUGAGAAGAAGGAAGCUGAGGAAAAGAGAGCGAUCAAAAAGAAGAAGGCCGAGGAGAAGAAGGCUAGAGAUGCAGCCAGCGCUGCAGGGGAAAUGGUUGACAGCAAAGACGACAACGACAGCAGCAGCGACAACGACAGUAGUAUCGAUACAUUAGAAUCGGGAUCGUUGGUCUUCUGA
Messenger RNA from Botrytis fragariae, 1179 nucleotides. RefSeq lists its product as uncharacterized. The transcript has a single exon. Lineage: Eukaryota; Fungi; Ascomycota; Leotiomycetes; Helotiales; Sclerotiniaceae. Bases 1 to 1179 code for a protein of 392 amino acids. The record is from RefSeq and is a predicted model, not a curated record.